CUUUGGCCUUUCCCACAUAUGAUUGACAUCUCACAUCUCCACCCUGCUCAUCUUCCGUCAACAAUAAUGAUGUGAAGUACCAACACCUUCCUUGUUUCAGUCUUACAAAUAAUUUAAUGGUAGUAGAAUGCUGCCAUGUUCAUCUCCUAUAUAUGUAUACUUCUCAGCCUAGUGAAGGACUGGAGGCCCCAUUUGUAGUUUGGUGAACACCAACACCUUGCCCUUUUUUUUCACCAGAAACCAAAAUGGCAGCCAGGAUGCCUUGCCAUCAUCACCCUUCUUCUACCUCUUCCUCCUACACGGCCAUGAUCAGCCCAAGGUCUGGUACAAGGAAGGUAGCCUUCAGUUUCAGCACCUCUGCUCAUGGCAGCAGUUCUUUAUCACACCUCUCCUUAACUCCUGCGACGGACAACAAGAAGGUAUUUGAGGAUCAAUUGAGAGGGAUCCUCUGCUAUAGAGAUGAGAACGGGGAGAUGAUCUGCGAAGGGUAUGACGAAGGCCCAAGGCUAGGAAUAAGGUUGCCGGAGAAAGCCUGUUUCCCAUGGCCCGUGGGAGUUCAGGUCACUGAUUUCAUCCAGCUGGCGACUCUUCAGGUUUGUGAGGACGUUGAUGUUCUUCAGCUUAAGAGUGAUCAGAAGAGGCAGCUCUGAGCAUGAAACUAAUCAUGUGAGCAUAAUUAUGUAAAAUGAUGUUCUGCAAGAAUAAGUGCGUGUAUGCAAGGUGUUGUACUUACUGAUAUUAGUUCGUCAGAUUCUGUCCAUAGCUUUGGGUUUCACAGAAAAAGAAAAAAAAACGAUAUUGUUCUCAGUGUACUGCUGAAGCAGAUUUACUUGUUUCUAAAGAAUCACUUUCUGCAA
Molecule: messenger RNA, 857 nt
Organism: Panicum virgatum (switchgrass)
Lineage: Eukaryota; Viridiplantae; Streptophyta; Magnoliopsida; Poales; Poaceae
Exons: 3
Coding region: 246-650 (134 amino acids)
Source: RefSeq, a predicted model, not a curated record